CCCCUCCACCCCCUGGUGAGGUCAGCCGGAGGCUUUGCUGCUGCGGCCGCAGCAGCUCGGCUCUUAUUUAGGGGAAGCCUGGAACGGGGACUUCUGGAAAGAACUGGAGCGCCGUUCAGGUCCAGGGUCCGCACAGGGCGAAGUGACCUGGGUCAGCAAGGGGUGCGGAGGUGCGGGUGCUGCUGCCUUACAGGAGGAGGGAUCCCCAGCUGCGCGGUGCCACUCCAGCUUUGACCCGUGGAGCAUAGAGCCAGAGGACAAGCGACAGGACCCCAGACGCGGCAAACCAGGUCAUUAUCCAACUUUUCGAGGUGAUGGAUCAUCAGCAUAGAGGGGAAUUGGUUGCUGCAAUACUCCGUAACCGAUCUCUGGUGGAAGAGGAAGACCAACACAUGAAAUUAUCCCUUGGAAGCAGCGAAAUGGGCCUCUCAUCCCAUUUGCAGUCUUCCAAGGCAGGAGCUACACGCAUCUUUACCAGCAAUACCCAUAGUUCUGUGGUGUUACAGGGUUUUGACCAACUCCGACUGGAAGGAUUGCUGUGUGAUGUGACCUUGAUGCCCGGAGACACAGAUGACUCCUUCCCUGUGCACAGAGUCAUGAUGGCGUCUGCUAGUGAUUACUUCAAGGCUAUGUUCACAGGUGGAAUGAAAGAACAAGAUUUAAUGUGCAUUAAGCUUCAUGGCGUGAGCAAAGUCGGUCUAAAGAAAAUUAUUGAUUUCAUUUAUACGGCAAAGCUUUCUCUUAAUAUGGACAACCUGCAAGACACACUGGAAGCUGCAAGCUUUCUACAGAUUCUGCCAGUUUUGGACUUCUGUAAAGUAUUUCUCAUAUCUGGGGUCACAUUAGACAAUUGUGUUGAAGUCGGACGGAUUGCCAACACCUACAACCUAACAGAAGUGGAUAAAUACGUUAAUAAUUUCGUCCUGAAGAAUUUUCCUGCAUUGCUGAGCACUGGGGAGUUCUUGAAACUGCCUUUCGAGCGUCUUGCCUUUGUGCUUUCCAGUAAUAGCCUUAAGCAUUGCACUGAACUUGAGCUCUUUAAGGCAACCUGUCGCUGGCUACGCCUGGAAGAGCCUCGAAUGGACUUUGCUGCAAAAUUAAUGAAGAACAUACGUUUUCCACUGAUGACACCACAGGAACUCAUUAAUUAUGUGCAAACCGUGGAUUUCAUGAGAACUGACAAUACUUGUGUGAAUCUGCUUUUGGAAGCCAGCAAUUACCAAAUGAUGCCCUAUAUGCAGCCAGUGAUGCAGUCAGACAGGACUGCCAUUCGGUCUGACACCACUCAUUUGGUUACACUAGGAGGAGUGCUGAGGCAGCAGCUUGUUGUCAGCAAAGAAUUGCGCAUGUAUGAUGAAAAGAACCAUGAGUGGAAAUCGUUGGCCCCCAUGGAUGCCCCAAGGUACCAACAUGGCAUUGCUGUCAUUGGAAAUUUUCUCUAUGUCGUUGGUGGACAGAGUAAUUAUGAUACAAAAGGAAAAACAGCAGUCGAUACAGUCUUCAGAUUUGAUCCUCGAUACAAUAAAUGGAUGCAAGUGGCAUCUUUAAAUGAAAAGCGCACCUUCUUCCACCUAAGUGCCCUCAAAGGAUAUCUGUAUGCAGUCGGUGGGCGAAAUGCAGCUGGCGAACUUCCUACAGUAGAAUGCUAUAAUCCAAGAACAAAUGAAUGGACCUAUGUUGCCAAAAUGAGUGAGCCCCACUAUGGACAUGCUGGAACUGUGUAUGGAGGAGUAAUGUAUAUUUCAGGAGGAAUUACUCACGACACUUUCCAGAAGGAGCUCAUGUGCUUUGACCCUGACACUGACAAAUGGAUCCAAAAGGCACCAAUGACCACUGUCCGCGGUCUGCACUGCAUGUGCACAGUGGGAGAAAGGCUCUAUGUCAUCGGUGGCAAUCACUUCCGAGGAACAAGUGAUUAUGAUGAUGUCUUAAGCUGUGAAUACUAUUCACCUAUCCUUGACCAGUGGACCCCAAUUGCUGCCAUGCUAAGAGGGCAGAGUGAUGUUGGGGUCGCUGUCUUUGAAAAUAAAAUCUAUGUGGUUGGUGGGUAUUCCUGGAAUAAUCGGUGUAUGGUAGAGAUUGUGCAAAAAUACGACCCAGAUAAGGAUGAAUGGCAUAAGGUGUUUGAUCUCCCAGAGUCCCUUGGUGGCAUCCGAGCUUGCACACUCACAGUUUUCCCACCUGAAGAAACUACACCAUCACCUUCUAGAGAGUCCCCUCUUUCUGCACCUUAAGUUCCUCACUGAAACUACAAUGCUGUAGUCCUAUCUUUGCAAUGUGUCAUGGAGUCUCUUCUUUUUUUCCCCUUUAGUAGUAUAUGUUAGAAUUAGCCUCCAGUAAUUGAUGCAGAUAUUGGGAAAAAAGAUAAUGUUGGUGUUUUUUGUGCUGUUUGUUUGGCUUAGAAUGUUUCUCAAGUGGCAACACAAACAUUCUGGACUGUAUCCCAUAGAAGCUAAUGUUUAACAUAUGAAAAAAAAUAUCAAGGUAUUGUCUAUAAAAUGUUCAUUCAGUACUUUUUUUGAUGCUGUGUACUGAGUGUAAGAUACUUGUCAUCUUACAUUAGAAAGCCCAAUAAGUCAAGUUGGAGGUGAAUUAUAGUUAAUGUACAACUGUGCUCACUAGGCUUCAAAGUAAAAGUUUUCCUUUCAUCUUUGACUGU
Chrysochloris asiatica (Cape golden mole) is the source of this 2659-nucleotide messenger RNA. RefSeq names its product kelch-like protein 13-like. Gene Ontology annotation, biological process: regulation of cytokinesis; protein ubiquitination. The transcript is spliced from 8 exons. Gene Ontology annotation, molecular function: cullin family protein binding; ubiquitin-protein transferase activity. Gene Ontology annotation, cellular component: Cul3-RING ubiquitin ligase complex. NCBI's taxonomy places the organism in Eukaryota, Metazoa, Chordata, Mammalia, Afrosoricida, Chrysochloridae. The record is from RefSeq and is a predicted model, not a curated record. Bases 315 to 2234 code for a protein of 639 amino acids.